AUGGCCGAAUCUUCGGAUAAGACCGUGAAGUACUACACCCUAGAGGAGAUCCAGAAGCACAACCACAGCAAGAGCACCUGGCUCAUCCUGCAUCACAAAGUGUAUGACCUGACCAAGUUCCUGGAGGAGCAUCCUGGUGGGGAAGAAGUCUUACGGGAGCAAGCGGGUGGAGAUGCUACUGAGAACUUCGAGGACGUUGGGCACUCCACAGAUGCUCGGGAGAUGUCCAAGGCGUACAUCAUCGGGGAGGUUCACCCUGAUGACAGAUCAAAGCUAGUCAAGCCUUCGGAAACUCUUAUUACCACCAUUGACUCGAAUUCCAGUUGGUGGACCAAUUGGGUGAUCCCAGCCAUCUCCGCGCUGGCCGUGGCCCUGAUGUACCACUUCUACACAGCAGACUAA
This is a messenger RNA of Elephantulus edwardii (Cape elephant shrew), 402 nucleotides long. Its product is annotated as cytochrome b5-like. The coding region runs from base 1 to 402 and encodes 133 amino acids. The record is from RefSeq and is a predicted model, not a curated record. The transcript has 5 exons. Gene Ontology annotation, molecular function: heme binding. Lineage: Eukaryota; Metazoa; Chordata; Mammalia; Macroscelidea; Macroscelididae. Gene Ontology annotation, cellular component: intracellular membrane-bounded organelle; mitochondrial outer membrane.